CUGAUGCAAAUGAGGCAAAGGAAGAGGAGAGAGAAUAUAUCGAUUUACGGCAAGAAAAGCAAAAGGACUAUAAACGGGGAGGCCCUCUCACGCAACGUGUGCAAUUAUAUAAAAAUGAGUAUAUCUAGUAAAAUGUCAAUACAUAUGUAGUUAUUUUUCACUAGCCAAUCGUUGAAUGAUUGAAAUUGGAACCGGCAAGGGAGACACGCCAAAGGAGAGAGAGAAGAUGCUGUGAUACGCCUACUGGCAGUGAUAGAGCGAGAGGGAGGGAGGGGGUGAUACGGUAAAGAUGGUUGUUUUGCAAGGGGUGCGUCUUUCUUCAAAACAAAUCGCUACAAUGUAGCUGUUGGACGUAACAUAUAUUUUCACUUUACAAAGAAACUUCAAAAUGAUCCGAUUUUGACAGACGUGGAUAGAUACAGGCUAACCACAGUGAAUGGCAGCACUUGUGCGGCUAACUCGGGAAGAAAACAUGCUGCUCCACUUGUGAUAACCGGCCUGACAGUGAAUACCAUUUACAUCAGUCUGCAUUGAACUAUAAGGACGUUUUAUGUUGCAAUACAUUGUUUGAAUGAAUGGAUGUAGCAGGUUGAAUAUGGACAAGAAAUGGUGCAGUCAACACGAACGUUGAUAAAUAUCUAUAAAUGAUUGUUGCUGUCAAACUGAAAUAGCUAUUAGUACUUGUUAUGCUAUGUGGAUUGACCAAUGUAUCAUAAACGAAGCUAGUUAGAACCUGAAAACUGACAUAUAGGCCAACCAUGUAAUCAAUCUUGUCAUACUUGUUAUCAUGAUAGGUGUCGCUAUUUUGAGUUUAGGCUAGUGCAUAACAUUAUAUUUGUGUCGGCAAUCCAUUUACUCAGCUGUUGAUUGUUCAGUUUCAAUAUAAAACGUCUAUAUUCACUAAGAAGUAAAACCUCACAAAUCAGUGGAGGUAGUAGGUUUUGUCUGGGAAGGUGAAAUAUAUCCCACAAUUCUUAAUUCAGGAUUUAUCCUGCCUUUAACUCAGACUGGAGUUAUAGGUCUACAUCUCAAAGCAGCAUAGCAAUCUUUUCCUAACCAUUACAUGCCAUUGUUAUACAGACUUCCUUUUUUAUUUGGGGACAAUAAUUCAUGAAAUUCACCAAGAUAUAGAGCUAGUUAUCAACAUUGGUCACUAUAAGUUGUAGUCAAUAGUUAGAGCAGUAUGAGUAAGGAACUGUCACUAAGUCAGACAGCUCAAUAUGUUGGACCAUAUCGAAUGGAAAAAACACUGGGAAAGGGCCAGACAGGCCUGGUGAAGCUUGGAGUUCACUGCAUUACAGGACAGAAGGUAGCCAUCAAAAUAGUCAACAGGGAGAAGCUGUCAGAGUCAGUUCUGAUGAAGGUGGAGAGGGAGAUUGCCAUCCUGAAGCUGAUUGAGCAUCCGCAUGUGUUGAAGCUGCAUGACGUUUACGAGAAUAACAAAUACCUGUACCUGGUAUUAGAGCAUGUGUCAGGUGGGGAGUUAUUUGACUAUCUGGUGAAGAAAGGUAGGCUGACACCUAAAGAGGCCAGGAAGUUCUUCCGACAAAUCAUAUCGGCCCUGGACUUCUGUCACAGUCAUUCUAUCUGUCACAGAGACCUGAAGCCGGAGAACCUGCUCCUGGAUGAGAAGAACAACAUCCGCAUCGCAGACUUCGGCAUGGCCUCCCUACAGGUGGGGGACAGCUUGCUGGAGACCAGCUGUGGAUCCCCACACUAUGCCUGUCCAGAAGUGAUCCGGGGAGAAAAGUAUGAUGGUCGCAGGGCAGAUGUGUGGAGCUGUGGAGUCAUCCUUUUUGCUCUGCUGGUGGGCGCCCUACCAUUUGACCAUGACAACCUACGUCAGCUCCUUGAGAAGGUGAAGAGCGGGGUGUUUCAUAUGCCUCACUUCAUCCCACCAGACUGCCAGGCACUGCUCAAAGGCAUGAUCGAGGUUGACCCCGACAAGAGACUUAAGCUAGAGGCCGUCCAGAAGCACUCCUGGUAUCAGUCGGGUCGUAACGAGCCAUGUCCCGAGCAGCCCCCUCCCAGGCAUGUGUGUAUGGGGCGCAUCCUGUGUUUGACCGAGCUGGACCCGGACGUGCUGGACAGCAUGCACUCUCUGGGUUGCUUUAGAGACAGCGGGAAACUCACGUGCAACCUGCAGUGUGAAGAAGACAACCAGGAGAAGAUGAUCUACUAUCUCCUGUUGGACAGGAAGGAGCGUUACCCCAGUUACGAGGAUGAAGAUCUGCCGCCCCGAAAUGACGUAGCGGACCCCCCUCGUAAGCGUGUGGACUCUCCCAUGCUGACACGUCACAGCCGCUGCCGCCCGGAGAGAAAGAGCCUGGAGGUGUUGAGUGUGACCGAGCAGGGGUCUCCCACCCCACCACGCAGGGCCCUGGACACGGCUGCAAACAGCCAGAGGUCUCGCUCAGUCAGUGGGGCGUCCACCGGCCUUUCCUCCAGCCCUCUCAGCAGUCCCAGGGUUACUCCCCAUGGCUCUCCGCUGCCAACCCCCAUGGGCACCCCCGUCCACCACCCCUCCUCCAACCCUCCCUCAAACUCCUCCUCCUCGUCCUCCUCCUUGCGGGUGGAGGGAGGCGGAGGGGUGGGCUCCCUGUCCCUGACUCCUCCCUCCAGCCCCGGAGGGAGCGGCAUGGCAGCUAGCAGCUCCGCCCACUGGAGGACCCGCCUCAACUCGUUCAAGAACAACCUGCUGGGCUCGCCCCGCUUCCACCGCCGCAAGAUGCAGGUGCCCACAUCAGAGGAUAUGUCCAGGCUGACCCCUGAGUCCAGCCCUGAGCUGGCUAAGAAGUCGUGGUUUGGGAACUUCGUCAGCCUGGAGAAGGAGGAGCAGAUCUUUGUGGUGAUCAGAGACAAGCCGCUGAGCUCUGUGAAAGCAGACAUCGUCCACGCCUUCCUCUCUAUCCCCUCCCUCAGCCAUAGCGUCAUCUGCCAGACCAGCUUCAGGGUCGAGUACAAGACUUCCUGCGGCCCCUCCGUCUUCCAGAAGCCUGUUAAGUUCCAGGUGGACAUUGCCUUCUCCGAGGGAGAGAGAGAGCGGGAUAGGGAGAAAACCGAGAGGGAAGUCAAGAGAGAGACAGGCAUCUACAGUGUGACAUUCACCCUCAUAUCAGGUCCUAGUCGCAGGUUCAAACGAGUGGUGGAGACCAUUCAGGCCCAGCUUCACAGCUCCCAUGAUCAGCCCGUGGGGGUCUCUGACCCCUUCCCAGACGAGAAGAACAAUCGGCCCCACUGGACCCCCACUCGCCAGAACUCCCGCCGCUCCGAGGGCGGAGGUGAUCGGUGUGAGUGGGGUGAGAGAGGCGACGGAGGAGGCAUCGGAGGCAGUGGGGGGGUCCUACAACGCAGAGGCUCUGGGAAGGAGAGGACCCAGCUACUGUCCUCCAACGGAACACAGUCCCAACCCUGAGAGAGGCAGUGAGGGGGUCCUACAACGCAGAGGCUCUGGGAAGGAGAGGACCCAGCUACUGUCCUCCAACGGAACACACUCCCAACCUC
Molecule: messenger RNA, 3504 nt
Organism: Oncorhynchus tshawytscha (Chinook salmon)
Lineage: Eukaryota; Metazoa; Chordata; Actinopteri; Salmoniformes; Salmonidae
Product: serine/threonine-protein kinase BRSK2-like
Exons: 19
Coding region: 1184-3415 (743 amino acids)
Biological process (GO): microtubule cytoskeleton organization; protein phosphorylation; intracellular signal transduction
Cellular component (GO): cytoplasm
Molecular function (GO): tau-protein kinase activity; ATP binding; protein serine/threonine kinase activity
Source: RefSeq, a predicted model, not a curated record